CUCGCGCUGCGCCAUCUUUGUCGGCUGCCCCAUUGUUCGCUCCGGAGCUUCUUCCCCCCACCCCCGUCAGUCUCGGCGGCAUUAUCGUCUUCGUACUGCGCCACAAAAACACAAGCGGACACGGUGUCACCGGCAGCUGCCCGCGACAGUCGUGGACUUGCCCCCCGCCCCGCGUUUGCGACUCGGUGUUGGCCAGCAAAGUUUGAAACAGGAUGGACGAUGAGCAGCCCAAAACCCUGUAUGUGGGGAACCUGUCGCGAGAUGUGACAGAAGCCCUUGUACUGGAGCUGUUUGGCCAGAUCGGACCUUGCAAGAGCUGUAAAAUGAUCGUAGAUACGGCGGGUCACGAUCCCUACUGCUUUGUGGAAUUCUAUGAGCAUAGACACGCCAUGGCCACCAUUGCGGCCAUGAACGGUCGGAAAAUUCUUGGUAAGGAAGUCAAGGUCAACUGGGCCACCACACCGACCAGCCAAAAGAAGGACACAAGCAGUCACUUCCACGUCUUUGUCGGAGAUCUAAGUCCUGAGAUCACCACAGAUGACAUCAAGGCGGCUUUCGGUCCCUUUGGGAAAAUAUCUGAUUGCCGGGUGGUGAAGGACAUGGCCACCGGGAAGUCCAAAGGCUACGGCUUCGUGUCCUUCUUCAACAAAUGGGACGCGGAGAACGCCAUCCAGCAGAUGGGAGGCCAGUGGUUGGGAGGGCGGCAGAUCAGGACCAACUGGGCCACACGGAAGCCCACGCCCAAAACCACCAAUGAAACGAGCACCACGAAGCAGCUAUCCUUCGAUGAGGUGGUGAACCAGUCCAGUCCCAGUAACUGCACCGUCUACUGCGGAGGAGUCACGGCAGGCCUCACAGAGCAAAUCAUGAGACAGACCUUUUCGCCUUUUGGACAAAUCAUGGAAAUCCGCGUUUUCCCGGAUAAGGGCUACUCAUUUGUGAGGUUCAACUCUCACGAGGCGGCCGCCCACGCCAUCGUCUCCGUCAACGGCACGUCAGUGGAGGGUUUCGUGGUCAAGUGUUACUGGGGCAAGGAGACCACAGACAUGGUCAGCCCCAUACAGCAGGUCCAGAUGCCUCAGAGCACGGUGAGCUUCGCGGCGCAGCCCUACAGCCAGUGGGGGCAGUGGUACGGCAACACGCAGCAGAUCGGCCAGUAUGUGCCCAAUGGCUGGCAGGUGCCCAGCUACGGCGUCUACGGGCAGAGCUGGGAUCAGCAGUGCUAUAAUCCUCUUCCCUCUGGCGCCGGGUGGACCGGCGUGGGCGCCGUGAGCAACGGCGGUAUGGUGGAGCCUGGCCAGGGCGUCAACGGCACCAUGCUCGCCAACCAGGCUGGCAUGGCUGGUACGGCUGGCUUCCACACCCACUGAUCUUGCCCUCUGGACGCCACACAUUACUUUUUGGUUAGGGACCCCAGUUUGGCAUUCUUUUCUUUUUUUCUUCUUUUUUUUUUUUAAAUUGGCCCUGUUGGUCAAAAAAAAAAAAAAAAAGCGCACCUCUCAUCCUCUAUGCCAUCACCGGGCAACAUGUACAUUACAAGUUGAGCACAGCUACAGUUUAGAUUAGUGAAAGGCGGUUGUGGUUAAGGUGUUUUUCUGUCGCCAGGUUUUGUUUGCAGAGCCAAAGAGAUCUUCAUGCAAUCCUCCCCCCACCCCCCAAACCCCUCCUCCGAUCAGUGUUGUCGCCCCCUCCCCCGUUAGUCCUGGCCUGUUCUCAGGGUGCGGAAGUCAUUCUGUGAAAUGUAGGAAAUCACUGAGGAAGAAGCAAAGAGUACGGGACUGAGCAGCCUGAACGAUUUUGUGUGCACGAACUGACACUUUGACACACAAGUCUGGUUCUUAUCGCCCCCCCCAGCCACCCCUACGCUCCUCUCAAAACCGAAAGAAGGACUACACUAUUCUUAGUUUUGCCAUUGUUCUUCUUUCUCAGCUUGUGUAAAGAGCUUUUUGCCUUUCCUUUCAUUUCGGGGGACUUUACUGUCUUAAGGAGGGGGGAAAAAAUGUUGCAGUGAUGCCAUGGAACCACGGUUUUGUUUAGAAAGCAUCGAGCGGCUGUCAACUUUAUUUUUUAUCUUUUAAAUUGGAUUUUCAAUGUCUCGCAGGGAAUAGAACUGCCACGCUCGUCUUUACUCACCAGGCAGACAAAUAUUGCACAACUACUUAAAAAAAAAAAAAAAAAAAAAAUCACUCAAUUUGAAGUGUUUUUGUUUGUUUUGCAUUCCUCCUUCUUUUGUAAUAUCAUUUUGGAAGUCUUAUUGUAAAUAACCGAGCGCUCUGUUCAAUUGUAUCUGUAUAAAGACAUGAUGUUCAUUCA
This is a messenger RNA of Phycodurus eques (leafy seadragon), 2313 nucleotides long. Its product is annotated as cytotoxic granule associated RNA binding protein TIA1-like. The transcript is spliced from 11 exons. Gene Ontology annotation, biological process: nuclear-transcribed mRNA catabolic process, nonsense-mediated decay; cytoplasmic stress granule assembly; regulation of mRNA stability. The record is from RefSeq and is a predicted model, not a curated record. The coding region runs from base 213 to 1370 and encodes 385 amino acids. Gene Ontology annotation, molecular function: mRNA binding. Lineage: Eukaryota; Metazoa; Chordata; Actinopteri; Syngnathiformes; Syngnathidae. Gene Ontology annotation, cellular component: cytoplasmic stress granule.